This is a messenger RNA of Entrophospora candida, 600 nucleotides long. Lineage: Eukaryota; Fungi; Glomeromycota; Glomeromycetes; Entrophosporales; Entrophosporaceae. The record is from the annotation of a GenBank genome assembly.
AUGUCUGUAAUUAUUUCAGAAAUAGUGCCCGGCAUAUUCAGUUAUGUUAGUGGUGAUAUAAUGGGAACUUUUGAAUCAUUAAAACUUGCACGUUUACAUUCUACUACACGUCGAACACCUGCUCCAGCUACUUGGUCUUAUAAACAAAAACAAAAUAAAGUUAUAAAAAUCAAACAAGAAGUACGGAAGGUAAAGUAUGAGCCAAAAAAGGUGUGUCAAAAUGAUAAUAGUUCUGGAUCUUUGGAUAUGAUUGAACACGGCGAAGAAAUAAAUCAUGACGUGGAAGAGGAGGAGAUUGAAAUAAAUGGAGAAUUAAAAUUGGAAAAUGUUCAAUUAGAAAAAACUAAGAUUCCUGGGGAUGUUAUGCAUUUUAAUAUUAUGAUUAAAGAUAUGGAUAAUAUCAAUCGGCUUUAUAAUUUAUAUUCAAUUAAAAUUCCUGUACGUUCAACUGGUAGCGAAGAUGUUUUCCGAUUUAUAGAGGCCCUUUUAAAUUUGAGAAAUAUUUUAAUUAUCAACUUGACAAUAUUAUAUCAUUCUCCCAAAACUAGAUCUCUAAGGCUUAAAAAGUCGAGUUCAACAGUAUCUUCUGAAGAAGAUUAA